Molecule: messenger RNA, 1056 nt
Organism: Miscanthus lutarioriparius
Lineage: Eukaryota; Viridiplantae; Streptophyta; Magnoliopsida; Poales; Poaceae
Source: the annotation of a GenBank genome assembly
AUGGACCGGGGUGAGCGCCUCGGCCGCGCGCUGGACGCCUUCGGAGGCGACCUGUGGGCGCUGGUCGACGCCGCGCUGGACGUGGCCGCGCGGGACUGCCCCGACGAGCUGCGCGCACGCCGCGACGGCAUCGUCGAGCGCCUCUACGCCGCCGCCGCCGCCGGCUGUAGCAACUGCGCCGGGCGUCCGCCGCCUCUUGCUGCUUUAGCAGCGGCGGGGCUGGAUGAAGAGGGCGGCGAGGAGGCGGCUCCGGCUUCUCCAGUGGUGGAGGCUGACGCCCAAGCCGGUGGCGCAGAGGAGCUCGGCGCCGGCGCCGGCGCGCCCGGGCUCGAGAGCAAGAUCGUGGCCAUCAGGGACUUCUUGGAUGACCCCAAUCAGCCCGAGGACGAGCUGGUGCGCUUGCUGCAGAACCUGGCAGACAUGGACGUCACCUACAACGCCCUCCAGGCGACUGACAUCGGGCGGCAAGUGAAUGGUCUGCGCAAGCACCCUUCCGCUGAGGUCAAGCGACUGGUGAAGCAGCUCAUCAGGAAGUGGAAGGAGAUAGUGGACGACUGGGUGCGCCUGCACAAUUCCGGCGGUGACGGCAGCGCCACGGUUAUGACAGCUGAUGGUGACUCUCCAGAUAAAAUCCAAGGCAGGAGCCACCAAAGCCCUCGGGUUUCAGGAUUUCAGUAUUCUCCCAGCCCACAGAGGCAAAAUGGUUCAGCUUCAGAGAGGGCUAACAAUGGGUUUGAGUCAACAAUGGAUGCAAAGCGUAGGGCCAGCCCUGUACCAGCACAUCAUAAUUCCAAGCAGAUGAACAACAACCAUAAUUCUACUACUAGUACAUCAUCUGCUCCAGCUAAAGUGACAAGGGAGCAAAGGCAGAGUCUUUUGGACCUUGACAAGCUUGACUCUGCUAGGAAGAGGCUCCAGGAGAAUUAUCAAGAAGCACAAAAUGCCAAAAAGCAGAGGACAAUCCAAGUGAUGGACAUCAAUGACAUACCGAAGCCGAAGACCAGAAACGCCUUCAUCCGCAAGAGCAGCAGCGGUGGGCUCCCGGCGAGGCACUGA